This is a messenger RNA of Lates calcarifer (barramundi perch), 3688 nucleotides long. RefSeq names its product transmembrane protein 205. Lineage: Eukaryota; Metazoa; Chordata; Actinopteri; Centropomidae. The transcript is spliced from 4 exons. The coding region runs from base 567 to 1133 and encodes 188 amino acids. The record is from RefSeq and is a predicted model, not a curated record.
CGUUUAACUUGUAGCAUAAACUCCGUGUUAUCGCUUUAGCUUGUAAGGACAGACAGACAGACAGUGAAGUGUAACUCUAGGAAUAGUUAGUGAAGCUAACUUUACGUAAAGUUAACUUUAGCUAGCCGUUACUAUUCAUUGUAGUUUUAAUUACGGUGUGUUACACGUUGUUACAUUAUGAUUACAAGUUGCUAAUAGUCGACGGUGGUUUGCAAAAGGUGACUUUGAAGAUUUGUUGACGCCCCGUCGGUCAGUCAUUAGCUACUGUUGGGAGUGAAAUCAUGCAGCACUGCUGUGUUCGUAGCCUGCAGACAGUAUAGUUAUAGCUAGUCUAGCUUAGCUGAAAUUAGCCGUGUGAGCAGUGGAUAUUGGUUUGCGGGAUGGGCGCCUCUGCAGUUUUAUUUUUCUGCCCUGGCUGAAAGAGAUCUACGCGCAGGGGAGGAGAGCUCUGAAGUGCCCCCAGACUUAAAGGCAAAACCAGGGGUGCAAAGGAAAAAGCAUCACUGGCCUUCCCUGGACGGUGCUGUUGCUUCAGACUACGAGGCUGAAGAGGCUGAAGAGGAAGCAUGUCCACUGACCAGGAGCCCACGUUCACAGUCAAGCUGCUACAGCUGCUGCUGCUCUCCACAUACUGGGGAAUGCAAAUUUGGGUCACUUUCAUUUCAAGCUUUGUGAUGGACAGCCACCUGAACAGACACACAUAUGGGUUUAUUCAGAGUCGUCUUGUCCCAUUCUACCUCCACCUGGGUUCAGCUUGUGCCUUCUUUAACCUCACCAUCUACGCUGUGUACCACCCCAGCGACAUGAUGGAUGACAGAGAAGCCUUUCAGAUCUUCAUCUUCUUUGUGUCAGUGACGGUUGCAGCUGUCAACGCUCAGUGGUUUGGCCAAAUGACAUCAGAGAUCAUGGCAGACAUGCACCUCAUUGAGCAGGCGUGCGGACUGGGUCAAGAUAUCGGCCUGUCGUCUAACCGCGAAGCUUAUGCCAAGCUGUGUGAGACAGAUGUCAAAUACAGACACCUCAGCAGUCGCCUGUGGCUGUACAGACUACUGUCAUCCCUCUGUAAUCUCUGCUGCAUAGGCUGCAACUUCUACAGUCUCUGUUACAUGGCUGAGAACCUCGUCACACUGUAAAACUGACACACAGCAGCUGGACUGUAAAAUUAAUGAAAAAUAGUCAGUCGCUUACAAAUCUAGAAACUUUUUGUAUCAAAGCAGUAAGUUAUAUAUUUAAUACAUAAUACCUUAAUAAGAAAUUUGAUGAAAAGUCAGGUAAGCCCUGAUGUUCCUGUGUCUUGGGGAAUAAUGAAAGGAUCUAAUCACUAGCAUAGAUUUCAGCCCGUUUUUUUUUCUGUUGCGAGACAGUCACGGUCAGUAAAGCUGAAUUUCUCUUAAAUGUUGUAGGGAGACAAAUCGGUUCCUGCAAUGUCAGUAAUGCCUCACCUUUCACCUAGUGUGGCUGAGGCAGGUGGCUGCCUGGAUGCUGGUGCCUUGAGAUUUCCCUUCACCGUCACCUUUACCAUUACAAUGUAGUACCUUACAGGAAUGCUAAACAUAAGGAAUGUUUUUAAAAUCUUUGUACUUACAAUAUCAGAGACACUAAAGACAAGAAAAUGGCCCAAUGCACUGCACAAUUUUUAUAUCUAAGCAACAGGAAGGUAACUUUAAUGAGGAAACUGCUCCUAUGCUGCUCAGUCCUGCUCUUCCUGUUUGGGUGGCGUUUUUAGACUUUGUUCACACUGUAGUGCCACAGGUUUGUCUGGCUUACCUUCUGUUACCUUAAGAGCACCUGUGAGGCUGUGUUUCACUUUCUUUCAAGGUGAAAGGUUGAGCUGUCUUUGGCUGUUCUGGCGCUGCUGCUGCUGCUGCUGCUGCUGCUGCUGCUGCUGCUGCUAUGAAAAAGAAGGGUUCAGACACUUUAACUAUCAAGGUUUGUAUUAGAAACAGAAUUCAUUGGUGGACAGGUUGAGUAUACCGAUAUGGAAAUGAGCAGAUAUUGUAUGAUUCGUUGUAGCACAGCAGGUUGGUGUAGUUGUGACAACAGGUAGACCUUCACUUUAGUCCCACUGAUAACUGUGUUUUUGAUGAAGACACUGGUGCUAUUCUGUAGAUGAGCCUAAACCUGUGGUGAGGACAGAUUGUAGUUAUCAGUUUUGCUGAGCAGGUUUGAUUGUUGUAAUAAUCUAGUGGAUUGUGAAUUGGUAGAGAGAGUAGUGUGGAGGUUUUUGGGGAAAGUAGAAAGUAUUGUUUAGACUCACUGAGAUGAUGUGGGUCUGAUUAUUUGAUUAAAUGUCUGUAGUAAUAACAGUUCAGAGCCUCCAGAAAUCACAGUGGGAUUUUUUUUCUGAACUCCCUUUGCAUUACCUCACAGCAACUUUUAUAUUAUGAUGCAACACUCCAUAUUAUGCAUUCACUGAGAAAGGCUACACAUCACUGCUGUGACUGUGGGCACAGCUAAUGCUAUGGGCAUAACUGUGGCUGUAUCUGUACUGUGGGUACUCUUAAAAUCUUCCAAUACAUUAACAUCAGCAUCGUGAAGCCAGACAUUUGUUUCACCCCUGUACUUCAUAUGUGAUAUAUGAACUGCCAGUACACACACAGGAGUUAAAGGAUGGCUUUGUGGUAAUCAUACCAACCAAUGCUACAGCAGCAGCCAAAACUCUCACCAUCCCAUUUGGUCACAGCCACAGCCGCCCAUUUUUUCUGUGGUCCUUAGCAGCAGCUGUAGCAUAGAAAAACUUAAAUCAUCUAUGCUGUAUGCUGCUGUCAGAGCUCAGCCUUCCUUUAUGGAUAAGAGGGAAUGCAAUGCAAGAGUAUGUCUAUCAAUCAACCAGUCGAGUCAAUCAAAGAAUGAUCUCCAUAUGUGUUGCUACUUUUCAUUGUACCAAGCAUUAAAAUCUGAUCUAUGAGUAGGAAAAAAUAAGCAGCCCUAAUUAGAACUGAGGCAAAUUUAUUUUUGAGUUGUACUCCUAUUGGAGUACAGUUCUCAAGUGUCAGAGCUUUUUUGGUCAUAGUAUGUUAUUGUUGAUUCUGUGGUCUGUUAUAUAUUCAGUUUUCUUUUUCAGUGUUGAAAUCAUGUUGAUUAAUCCCUCCCUACUAUGAUGGCCCAUCCUUGUUGUAAUGUUUUUGGAGACACUCCUCAUCAGUGUGUUAUUUCCUCUGUUCUCCUAGUUUCUGUUUGUGUUGGCCUGUAAUACAUGUCCGUUAAACGAAAGUUAAAAAAAAAAAAAAAUACCAUGAACACCGACAGCACAUCUGUAGUCAGGACAGUUACAGCCUAAAAUUGAUUUUGAAACUCCUCUUUCUUCAUCUUCUUCUUCCUUUUGAUUAAAACUGGACUGAUGAAGGUACUAUUUAUGUGCCCGUUACUAGCAAAAACAAUGCAAUAUUACUUGGUGGGUUUAAAUUCUAUAGGUUUUUUUUUAUGAUGUUGUCUGUUAGCUCAGCCAGUUUAAUAUAAAAUUUGAAUGCAAGUAAUUUAAAAUUUUUGUGUAUUAAUAUAAAAGCCGUAUUUGGACAUUUUACAUCAAUCAGUUUCUUAAUGAUAUAUUUGAGAUAACGGGAUAUAAUUAUUAAUGCCUGAAGACCAAUGAGGUCAGAGGUCAUGAGUUUGUUAUGGUCAUGGGUUUGUAUCAAAGAUGUUUUGACAUGUCUAUUUUUUUGUAUUAAAGCAUGUUCUCAAUUCUCUA